Messenger RNA from Tigriopus californicus, 1444 nucleotides. RefSeq names its product phospholipid scramblase 1-like. The record is from RefSeq and is a predicted model, not a curated record. Gene Ontology annotation, cellular component: plasma membrane. The transcript has 2 exons. Lineage: Eukaryota; Metazoa; Arthropoda; Copepoda; Harpacticoida; Harpacticidae. The coding region runs from base 543 to 1241 and encodes 232 amino acids. Gene Ontology annotation, molecular function: phospholipid scramblase activity. Gene Ontology annotation, biological process: plasma membrane phospholipid scrambling.
CGUCAAGGAGUGUGGCCUCUCCUUUGCGUAGUGAUAGAUUGCCAUGUUGAAUCCGGUUGCGAAAACCGAAUAUGCUCCACACAAUUAGUUCAAUGUUUCUUCAUCAUGAAAUAAGUGAUGAUCAUUGCCACCAUUGAUGCCAACUCUUAUGUAGAAACAGCAUACCGUUCCGAGAAUCUGAUUACAGCAGAGCUCUAGGAGGUACAGCUUGGCCAACAUUCCUUUCCCUCUCAGCCACUCACUCAAACACUACAAACGUCAUGUAUGAUGCUACAUGUGUCUUCAUUCAACAAAGAUCCGCGUCCAUUUCUUAAUUUCUUUAGUGACCAUUGAGUGUCAAAGACACGUAUGACAAAUAUAAUUGGUGUCUCCAUUAGAUGCUCGUUCAAGAGCACCAACGUUUCAUGUGUCGCUCAUUCGGACACGUUCUGAAUAAGGAGACCUCAUUUGAAGCAGUUCAUUUCUUGUGAUUGUGGCGCAGCAUUUCCGGUCAUAAAGAAAUUAACAUUGGUAGGGACGUUCAAGAGUGCUAGUCCAUCAUUAUGAUGCAACCAAUAACGACUCAGCCAGGUGGACCGCCCAUGGGCAUGGUCCCUUUAAAUGUUCCCCCGGGCUUGGAAUAUCUCACCCAACUGGAUAUGCUCCUAGUGAAACAAAAGUUCGAGGGCUUGGAAGCCUUUCUGGGGUUUGAGACGCAAAACAAGUACUCCAUCCGCAAUUCCAUGGGUCAAGAUGUUUACAAGGCCAAAGAAGAUUCGGAUUGCUGCUCCAGGAUGAUGUGUGGCAAUAUCCGGCCGUUCUCAGUCUUCGUCAAGGAUUUUCAGGAUCAAGAGGUCAUGGUCUUUUCUCGACCUUUCAAUUGCUGCCUCCAAUCCAUUGAAGUACAAUCGCCCCCUGGAACAGUCAUAGGUUCCAUUCAACAAGAAUGUACCCUGUGCAGUUCCGAGUUCAUCGUUUAUGACCAAAGUGACAACCCGACCUUACGAAUUAGUGGACCAGCCUCUUGCUUUGCCUUCAGUUUGUGUGGGGAUGUGGAAUUCCAGGUCUUGACCGGAGAUGGUAGUACCGAAAUUGGAAAGAUCACCAAGCAAUGGUCCGGGUUCCUACGGGAAGGAUUCACGGAUGCUGACAACUUUGGGAUCUCAUUUCCCAUCGAUUUAGAUGUACGAAUGAAAGCUACUUUAUUGGGUGCACUUUUUCUGAUUGAUUUCAUGUUUUUUGAAAAGAGCUCCAACGAUUGAUUUGUCAGAGCAUGUUGCGUAAAUUCAUGUUUUCCUCUUCAUGUCACUACCUUCAUUACAUUCCAAAUAUUCAGCUUCAACUUAACGUAAUCUCAGAUUUAUAUGUUUGAUCUACAAUCAUAAUUUCUUGCCCAUGAAACGUGACGAUAUUAUAGCUUACCGUUGAAUUCCUUCCAUUAUUAAAAGGUAUUUCUGUCGUGCGA